Molecule: messenger RNA, 2718 nt
Organism: Babesia ovata
Lineage: Eukaryota; Apicomplexa; Aconoidasida; Piroplasmida; Babesiidae
Product: zinc finger containing protein
Exons: 4
Coding region: 1-2718 (905 amino acids)
Molecular function (GO): protein binding; metal ion binding
Source: RefSeq, a predicted model, not a curated record
AUGAGUGAUGCUGCUCCGGGUUCGCCUAGUACGCCUGGUUCAAGGGCAGCAUCUGAGGAGGCGGUAAGACCGGAUGUCGCCGCGAGUGGGAGCGACCCACGCCCUAUCUACACGGCUGUGUCUCCGAAUUCAAGCGAUGUGCACUCGGUGACGACUCCAUGCACGGCUACAAGCUCGGUCGGAACGCCCAUCAGGACACACAUCGCCGGAGUUUCGGAGCUGCCGGCUGUCUACCUCCCGCCGAUCCACUACACCUAUGACCGAGAAACCGGAAACUGGAUCAAGCUGCCUCAAGAUGGUAACGCGUUGCCCACUUCGUUGGGCGUGCCCUCAUCGAGUGUAAUGAACACUGUUGCUGCCUCGACCAUACCUUCCGUGCCGUCGACACCGAUGAAGGGACCGUUCGUUGAGCCGAGGAGCACCAUCAGGGUGGUGCCCGCCACAAGUCCAUCGGCGCAGUCAUAUACGACUCACAUAUCGCAGAUCUCCAGAAACUUGAAUACCGACAAUGAGUCGCAAGCAACUACGCAGUUCCAAGCCCCGCAACACCCGCCGCGGUUUUACUCACCACCCCCAAUGCAGGUUGACACUGGCGCGUCCUACGUGGUGAACCCCAUGAUACCCCGAGGCUACACGUACAGUUCGCCGUUGUUACCGUAUGGCGCUCCAAGCCAGGUGCCUCCAGCUCAGGUCAGCCCACCACCCGUGGCGCAGCCCGCCCCGGCUGUAUUGAGGAACCAGUUUACCUUCGACGGCUAUGUUCCCACCUUCCAAGGAUCACCGGCUCCAGUUUACGAGCCGUUCGCUGGAAAUCCAACGCCCCCACCCGUAAGUUCAGCGCAGGCGUUCGCGUCGUCGAUGGGACGUACAUACAACGCGGCUGCCGGCAUGUUCCGCAGCUUUGAUGAUAUGGCUGCAAACCCCGCAGUCGCCGGAGUGCAACGUAUGCUGCAUCCCGUAGCUACGAAUUUCAUGAAGGCUGCUAUUUUCAAGUUGCAACGGUUGGAAAAUGUGCCUGCUUCCACGAAUUCAGUGAACAAGGUUGCGUACAGCCUGGUGGCAUAUUUCGACCCCACGACGGAGAACUAUGGCGCGUACCGGUCGAAACCGCGAUGGGGAAUACCGACCGAUCGUCCCAACACCGCUAACUGUGACCUGCGUAGCGAUGUGAUAAAGAUCCCGUGGCAAGGCGAGGUCUACGUCUUUCUGAAGGUGUUGGAGCACGUCAACCAGAUACAGAGCGUCGUCGGCCGCAUGAAGUUGCACAUCGAGUCGCUCGUGAGGCAUCACCCGUUGCGUGUGAACAUCAUCAGCGACGACAACCGCCUGGCCGGUAGCGCCAUCCUGGAGUUCAGCGUCGGCCACAUGACCCACGACGAGCUGAGGGAUGCUCAGGACGAGGCACUGCGCGUUUCAGCCGCUCGCAGGCAGAUGGACUUCCAGUACCGUGCGAACCGGAUGCCAGAGUACGACACAAGCCUGCAACAGCACAGGCAGACGCAGCGCGACAGGGCCGCGGCGGAGUACCAGAACUCGCCCGCCGGGUACCGCGAACGAGGUCGGCCGCUAGCGCUCGGAGAGGGGAACCCUGGCGGUAACUAUCGCAACAAUAAUCCAUCGAGGCGUGGAGCGAGGCCGGAUUCGGAGAAUACGAUCUGCAGGCAUCAUGCACUGAACGAUCAAUGUCGGUUCGGCGCCAAGUGCCUCUACCGCCACACCCUGAAGAGAGUGUGCUACCUGCAAGAUGUCUGCCACAAGGGAGUCUGCACGCUCGCUGUGUGCCGUGUGAGUGACACUAGGCUGGAUCUGUUCGCCACGGGCCAGGGGACGAGCGUCAAGAGGCUGUCGCUGGCAGGCGACAUGAAUGGCGGCGUGUCUCUGAUGGAGCAGACUUCGUUCACGCUGAACGUGCAAUACGUGGACAAGAACUCGUUCCAACCGAGGGGCAGGCGCUCGUCGGAUCAGGUCAUAUUCAGCAUGCGCUGCAUCAACGACUGCCUGUUUGCAGGGCUGCGCACGGGACACAUAUCCGUGUACCACAUCCCAACUGGCACUUCCACGCUCAUAUACGGGCACUCCGCGCCCGUGACCACCGCCAUUCUGGUGGACACGGCCGUCUUGACGGCCUGCGAGGAUGGGAAGAUAUGCAUCUGGAGCUUCGACAGCGCAACGAACGGCUUCAAGUGCGUGAACACCAUCGCUACGCACACCACCAUAUCGUGCCUCCUGGAGGUCAACGACGGGGUUAAUCGGAAGCUGUGGGCGGCGGGGAAUUCGGUCACAAUCAUAGACCUGACCACGUUGAGCGUGGUCCGGACGACGCCGAUCCCCAACGACUUCGCAAAGGCGAUGGUGCGAUACGGACAGCACGUCAUCAUAGCGCUGCACUCUGGUGAUUGCGUGGUGCUAGAUGGAAACGUGGAGAUGGUCUAUCGCGUCCCGGGAGAUGGCGUCGCUCUCACGGCCAUGGACGGGAUGCAAAGCGAGCGUGGGGACGUUUUGCUUCUGGGCAAAAAGUCUGGCGUGCUGAACAUGUACCAGAUCCCCACUUUCAACCUCGAAGGCACGUUGAACUGCAACGCUGACGGGUCGCGCACUAGCAAGUGGCCUGGGAUCUCCGCCAUCACGUCUUUGGGCGGAGGGCUGUUCGUCACUGCGGGAUACGAUGGACAUCUGCAGAUAUUCCGGUACACCAACAACGCGGGCCCGGGGCCAUGA